Molecule: messenger RNA, 795 nt
Organism: Geodia barretti
Lineage: Eukaryota; Metazoa; Porifera; Demospongiae; Tetractinellida; Geodiidae
Source: the annotation of a GenBank genome assembly
AUGGGUUUCAAAUUUGGAUAUAGUACAUUACGCUGGCAGACACCAGACUUUGAAGAAUUGUUGACGCAACUGAAGGAUGCAGGAUGGGACGGUUGGGAGAUGCGGCAAUCCUUGGACUGGGUAGGCACACCUCAACAUAUUCGACAGGUAUGUAACAAUACGGAUUUACCUAUCGCUGCUGUAACAGCACGCGGACUGCCGAUCGACAAAGACACAGAACAGAUGGAACUCAACAAACGGCGUAUUGACUUCGCCGCAGAAGUUGAAGCCGACUGUUUCAUGUUCAUGGGUGCGGGAAAACCCCAAGACCGUCCAGUGAACAAUUCAGAUCUCGCCGCGCUCGCUGAUGUCUCCGAGGCGUGGGCAGAAUACGCCGCACAAUACGGUUUGGAGGUCUGUUAUCAUAUCCAUACCAAUACGACAGUGGACUCGAUCGACGACUGGGCGAAAUAUAUGAGCCUCCUCCGAAAGUGUAAAUUGUGUAUAGAUGUAUCACAUUCCGCACUCUGGGGGUACGAUCCGAUUGAAUCCAUUCGACGUUAUAGCGAUGUCCUCGCCUACGUUCACCUGCAGGAUUAUUGUAGCGUAACCGGCGGCGAUGAUGACACACCUUACGAUGUGGGUUGGGUAGAUGUCGGUGCCGGCACUGUCAUGGAUUUUCCGGGUAUCAUGUCCACACUGGCGGAACUUAACUAUGACCGGUGGGUUACGGCGUGUCCGGGACAGGUUGAAGAACGCUCGGAUCUCGAACGCAUGACGGUGAACCGUGAGUACCUGCACCAAUUGGGCUAUUAA